AACAAUGUUUUAUUAUUUACACGUCCUUCCUACUAUUAAAAAGAGGUCACCGAGUUGGAGAGGGUGAACAAGAUUCAACAGUCUUCUUGUUGUUUUCAAGAAAAGCAGAUAUGGAAUCUUCGCUGACUCAUGUGAUGCUCGUAUCAUUCCCAGGCCAAGGUCACAUAAACCCACUUCUUCGUCUCGGAAAGCUCAUAGCCUCCAAAGGCCUACUGGUCACUUUUGUCACCACAGAGGAGCCAUUAGGCAAGAAGAUGCGUCAAGCUAACGACAUUCAAGACGGCUCGCUUAAACCCGUCGGUUUAGGUUUCCUCCGGUUUGAAUUCUUCGACGAUGGGUUCUCGUACGACGACUUGGCCAAAACUGGUUCGUUGCUCACAAAGCUUGAAGCCGCCGGAAAACGAGAGAUCAAGAAUCUCGUCGAGAGAUACGAGGAAAAGAAGCAACCGGUGAGGUGUCUUAUAAACAACGCCUUUGUGCCGUGGGUAUGUGACGUGGCCGAUGAGCUUCAGAUCCCUUCCGCUGUUCUUUGGGUCCAGUCUUGCGCCUGCUUUGCGUCUUAUUAUUAUUACCAGAACCAGUUGGUUAAGUUUCCGACCGAAACAGAACCGGAGAUCGACGUUGAAGUCCCCUUCAUGCCACUAGCGUUGAAGCAUGACGAGAUCCCAAGCUUUCUCCACCCUUCCUGUCGAUUCACCAGUGUUACGAUUUGAUCUUGUGAUAUUUGAUUGAUUUGAGUUGUGCGAUCGAGUUUGUUAGAUGCUUUAGUAAAACGAAAGUGCAAGAGAGCUUUGGUUACCCAGUUCGCUUUCGCUACGUCUGGGGGGAGUCAAUACUCCCAAUCCACUAAGCUUAAGAUCGCAGUUUACAACUCAAGCUUAUACAAGAUUCUCUCAAACAUUAACUACGAAUCUUGUUGUUUCAGGAUCGGAUCUUAUCUCGCGAUGACAGAGACUCUGCUCGAGCUACCGGAAAAGCACCUCUGCAACUUCAGUACUCGCCGGAGAAUCACCGGAGAAGAUGACCACACGUUUCGCUCUCUCGACUCUGACCUCUGCUCAACAACUCGAGAGCAGAUCAGUUUGUUACGUCUGUUACAAUGAGACGUCGUCGUCUCAUUUAACUGACUCCUCUUCGAUGAGCUACAAGACUCAAGGCCCAGCUGCAUCCACCUGAUUCACCAAGCCCAAAAUUCAAGCCCAUGAGUUCACGGUUUCUGCAUAAGCCCACAAUUCUCCACCUUGUAGAAAUCGCCGACUCAUCACUCUCAGACCACAUCUGAAACUUUACCAAACCUCUGUCGAACUCCAUUUCGGUUUCCUUCUCCCUCUUCCUGAAUCUCUAUUCUGAUAAAAAAUACCUUUAACCAGAAUCCUCCACCUCAAGACAACUCCCUCUUCAACUUUUUACCACUGAACUGUCGUAUCCUCUAUACUCAGCUCAGCUCAACCAAUCGUUCUCCUGUUGUUCAUCUCGCCUCUCAAGACAAACACGACGACUCUGGAUCUGAUCAGAACUACCAACGCAACUCAGGUAACGAAUCGGAGCUCCUCAGCAGUAACCGUAGCUAUGGUUUCUACUCUCGUACCUUCACAGACACUAGAGCUCUCUCCAGCGUCUUUCCAGACUGAUCAGAUCCAAAACAAGAUAGGACGAUAGCAGCUUCAAGAUCCUAAACCAGCAAACGCACCGCACAAGAAUCAACCAGAUAAGUUUCGAACCUUACGCUGAUCUUCUUCUCUCUAUGUAUUUGCUUCCUGGUUGAUGAGAAACGGUAGAUCCGGUUCACAAACCAAGCACCGAUCACAACGCAGCUCUGAUACCACUUGUUACGAUUUGAUCUUGUGAUAUUUGAUUGAUUUGAGUUGUGCGAUCGAGUUUGUUAGAUGCUUUAGUAAAACGAAAGUGCAAGAGAGCUUUGGUUACCCAGUUCGCUUUCGCUACGUCUGGGGGGAGUCAAUACUCCCAAUCCACUAAGCUUAAGAUCGCAGUUUACAACUCAAGCUUAUACAAGAUUCUCUCAAACAUUAACUACGAAUCUUGUUGUUUCAGGAUCGGAUCUUAUCUCGCGAUGACAGAGACUCUGCUCGAGCUACCGGAAAAGCACCUCUGCAACUUCAGUACUCGCCGGAGAAUCACCGGAGAAGAUGACCACACGUUUCGCUCUCUCGACUCUGACCUCUGCUCAACAACUCGAGAGCAGAUCAGUUUGUUACGUCUGUUACAAUGAGACGUCGUCGUCUCAUUUAACUGACUCCUCUUCGAUGAGCUACAAGACUCAAGGCCCAGCUGCAUCCACCUGAUUCACCAAGCCCAAAAUUCAAGCCCAUGAGUUCACGGUUUCUGCAUAAGCCCACAACCAGUUUGGCAGACCUCAUUUUACAACAGAUCGAGCGACUUCCAAAGGCCUUUUGUGUUCUCAUAGACACUUUUGAGGAGCUAGAAAGAGACAUCAUCGAGAACAUGUCUCAGCUCUGCCCUGAAGUCAUCAUCAGUCCCAUCGGACCGCUCUUCAUGAUGGCUAAAACCACAAGCUCUGAUAUCAGGGGAGACAUCUCUGACUCUGUAAAUCAGUGCAUGGAGUGGCUUGACUCGAAAGAUCCAUCCUCCGUCGUUUACAUCUCCUUUGGGACUGUAGCCCACGUGAAGCAAGAGCAGAUCGAGGAGAUCGCUCACGGCCUUCUAAACUCCGGCUUAUCUUUCUUAUGGGUGGUUCGGCCUCCUAUGGAAGGGUUAUCGCUAGAACCACAUGUCUUGCCUCGAGAGAUCGAAGAGAACGGAAUGAUCGUUGAAUGGUGUCCACAAGAGAGAGUGUUGGCUCAUCCUGCGGUUGCUUGCUUCCUAAGUCACUGCGGAUGGAACUCAACCAUAGAGGCUCUCUCUUCUGGCGUUCCCGUUGUUUGUCUACCGCAGUGGGGCGAUCAAGUGACAAAUGCUGUAUACUUGGUUGAUGUGUUCAAGACAGGAGUGAGGCUUGGCCGCGGAGAGGCUGAUGAGAAGAUUGUUUCUAGGGAGGUCGUGGAGGAGAAGCUACUUGAAGCGACGGUUGGAGAGAAGGCGGUGGAGCUGAGAGAAAAUGCUCGGAGGUGGAAGAAGGAGGCUGAGACUACCGUGGGGUAUGGUGGAUCAUCUGAUAAGAACUUUGGUGAGUUUGUGGAUAAGUUGGUUGCCAACAUAUGGUGAGAGAAGUACCGGGAAACACACAUUAAAAUUGAUUGACAACCAAUGAUUUCUUUUUAAAAAUGUGAUUAAACCAAAAAGGAUAAAUAUGCAAACUAUAAUGUUUUUAUUUAAAUGUGUGUGUGUGUGUGUGUGUGUGUGUGUGUGUAUGUGUGAUAUGUUUAAUAGACACAUCAAACUAGUUGUUUACAAGAAGUUUUUCAAGGUUGAUAUGUAUGAAAAAGUAUCAUUUUGGUUUGAUCUGUCAAAGAAAAAAAUUUAAAGAGUGGAAACAUGAACGUUCA
Raphanus sativus (radish) is the source of this 3464-nucleotide messenger RNA. Its product is annotated as UDP-glycosyltransferase 84A3-like. Gene Ontology annotation, molecular function: UDP-glycosyltransferase activity. NCBI's taxonomy places the organism in Eukaryota, Viridiplantae, Streptophyta, Magnoliopsida, Brassicales, Brassicaceae. The transcript has 3 exons. The record is from RefSeq and is a predicted model, not a curated record. The coding region runs from base 2329 to 3183 and encodes 284 amino acids.